Messenger RNA from Hydatigera taeniaeformis, 876 nucleotides. The record is from the annotation of a GenBank genome assembly. NCBI's taxonomy places the organism in Eukaryota, Metazoa, Platyhelminthes, Cestoda, Cyclophyllidea, Taeniidae.
AUGAUGUCCAGGGGGUGCGUGAGCCACCUUCAUGGCGUUGAAUUGGAUGAAAGAACGACCAGCGACGCGACACAGAAGCAUCUGACGCGGACAAAUGUAGCAGGAUCGAGAACGAUGGCUAGGACAGCCUGUGCCCCCUCCAAUUCCAUAGACGUAUUGAUUGGACUUGGAGGAGUUCUCUGCAAAGUAAAUGCCCGCGCCAAACAUACCACCGAUGUAGGCGUGACGUUCGUCAAACCCACGAGUGACAAUGGAGUGGAGGAAUGGCGAACCGUGGAAGAGGAAGCGCUCGUUAUAGUGGCCGACACCAUUAGUCCUGCUUUUACCCCCAUUGGUGCUGCCGCUGCUGCUGCUGCUGCUGUUGCUACCUCCACAAUCCUCGGCUAUCUCAGCACACCGAUGCACAUACCGCUCCCACAUCCGACGGUUACGAAUGCGAGUAAUUUCCAGGACGUGUAGGCUCUGGAACACACCACCACAGUUGUCUUUGUGCUGCCGAAUGCUGCUUUGAAGCUGUUCUUCCACAUCCCUGAAUUCGUUUGAGUCUCUCGGCACGUCCACAAACACCGUUUCUGUAGCAGCUGCGGCAGGAAAGAAGUCCGAACCGGGAGGUAUGGGUUCAUGCACCCCAACACCUCUGAAGUGGCCACCACCAACUAUGCGCGUGGAGAGAUCUUCCAUUGACGCAAUUGACGAUGUUGAAAUGGCGUUGGCAGGAGAAGCAGAGGCUGUGGAGGCUGCAAUCACCGAUCGGUAUCUCCCAAUCCCCUUUAUUAUUUUGUGACGUUGGCCAUAGAUUACCACACCCAAUUCCUUUAAUUCUUCAUGACCAAGGUCUACUAAGAUGUCCAGAGUGAUCUGCUCCUUCUCGAAUAG